Messenger RNA from Alosa sapidissima (American shad), 4172 nucleotides. It is a transcript of the gene nt5c3a, whose product is annotated as 5'-nucleotidase, cytosolic IIIA. The transcript has 9 exons. Gene Ontology annotation, cellular component: cytoplasm. The record is from RefSeq and is a predicted model, not a curated record. Gene Ontology annotation, molecular function: magnesium ion binding; 5'-nucleotidase activity. The coding region runs from base 2246 to 3103 and encodes 285 amino acids. NCBI's taxonomy places the organism in Eukaryota, Metazoa, Chordata, Actinopteri, Clupeiformes, Clupeidae.
GCAUAAAUUAGCCUGAGCUAACGCUACCAAGCAGACCAUGGAAAGGCUCAUUGCAAUGUUAUUAUUAAUUGGUCUCCGUACUAAAUGCAACCAGAGACACAAAAGACAACUAAACUCCCCAGUGUCACAUGCUGACAGUUGACAGUUGGAUGUGUAUGUCUUUGUAGCUACUCAGGUGCACCGAUACAUUUGCCAUAGCAGCUGGUUGGUUGGGUUGAACAGUGCAACUUGACCUUGUUUGAGUAGCUGGGGUAGUGAGGACAUUUCUACUUCCUGUGCAGGGGUGGCAACUCAAGCCGUUUGCCCAACACCUCCGGAUUAGAGGGGAAGGCGUCUGUUGAAAGUUGUGACUUCAGAGACCAGUCUGUUUUCUGUAAACUCGGGCAAUGGGCCUGUGCCACAGUAUCUCCUUUGUAGUUGCUAACAUGCGUCCGUUGGCAGGCAUUGGCACAACAUGAACUGCAUUAUUUAAUGAGAUUGGCCCAGUGUCAGUAGUCAGUGGCAACUAAACGCUCAAAGCGAUCACUCAGGGCAGGUGCAAAGGAUUGCACCUGGCGUUCUGUUCUGUGAGUGUUGAAAGUAUUGCAGCUGCAGUGCAGCAAGCGUUGGGCUUAGUGUCACAAACCCUCUGACCUCCCACCCGUCUGUGCACAUGUCUGUGCACGUGUUUCUGACUUUUUUGUGUGUUUAUACGUCAUCUGGUCUUUUGUUACAAGAGUUUAUAGAUUGUAAAUGUAUUGUAACUGUCUUGUCUCAUUGAAGUUUUGCUGAUUCUGGACUUCAUUUCCCGUCUGGGGUAGGACUGUAACGGUACACAAAAAUCACAGUUCGGUGUCUAGCCUACCCCAGUUUUGAAGUCAUGGUUCGGUUCAUUUUCGGUACAGUAAGCCUGUAGGUACUGCUAACCUAAUAAUGUAUAGACAAUAUUGCUGAUGCACAAUGGGAAUAGUAUAGGAAGAGGUGUCAACAAAUGUUUUGAUGUUAAUUGACUAAACUGACAUAUGCUCUGCCUUUGUGUGGGCACUCGAAUUUGAAACAUGGUCCUCAAGCAAAAAAAUCCUACCGAUUGUUACUGUUAAAGACUGUGUUUGGUACAUUCGGUACACAUCUGUAUUGAACCUAAACAGUUUGGUAGGAAAACGUGUACCAUUACACCCCUAUUCUGGGGUGAUGGUCAUUUUCUCCCUCAAACUGUAUUGUUGCAUCUUCAGAUGGAGAGAGUAUGGCUUCACAAACCGAUUCACCACGGUCUCUCGUCUCUCACUAGACCUGAGAAAUCUGAUGUCUAAGGGAAAGGGUGCGCCUAGUCACACAGACUAGACCAUAGGGCAAAAUGCCACUCUAAUCAUUGCUAUUAAGAUUACAAAGAACAGAUCUUGUCCUCACAGAUAAUGCAAAUCAUAGUCACCCAAUACUUUAAGAACACUGAACAGAAACUGAGAUGGUCAGCAGCUGACUAGAGGGACGCAUUCCUAUGGACAUGUUGAGUCAUUUACAGAGCACAGACAUGUUAAAGUAAAGGCCUGUCUAUGUGUUCUUUGAAUUAUGUUUAGAAUGCCACUGACCCCAAAGCCCUUAUAGUUCAGUAAAAAAGCAAUCAAAGGGACUGGUUGGAAGAAUGUACACAGAGCAUAUGGUCACCUUUUGACCUCUGACAUUCCAUAGUCAUGUCUAUACUCUCUGCCUACACAGCAGUGUGUGGUGGGGGUCAGUGUGUUUUGUAAUCUGUGUGGUCAGCAUGUGUGUGUGUGUGCGUGGGUGGGUGUGUGUGUAUAUCAAUACGGAUAGGAUCUAUUAGUGACCUCUCUUGGGGUUAAAGGGGAAAGGUUAGAUUUGUGAAUGGUGCAGUAUCUCCACAGGCUGUAGCAAUCACCUCUGCCUCACUGACCUUGUUCUACAACUUUCUCAAAAGAAAAAUGAGCAUGUCCUUAAUGGAAGUGAGAGAGGGGGAGAGAGAAGAUUUAUGACCCAUGCAUUCAUAGCAGUUUCCUUGACUGCAAGUAUGCUUGUCUGAUAUGUGCCUGUAACACAUCAAGCGUGUGUGUGUGUGUGUGUGUGUGUGAGUGAGUGUGUACGUUUGUGUUUGUGUUUGUCUGAGGCCCCUUAGAAGGAGUGGGGGCCAUGAGGCUAAUCUAUUUUGGGCGACGCCCCCUAUGAGCCAGCGCUAUAUAAGCCUGAGCAUGACCGACACAAUUUUCUUCCCUCUUCGCUUUUUUGUGCAACGUCCCGAAGACUCAAACUAGAGAUGCCGGAGUUUGAGAAGAGCACCGUCCACAUAAAGGACCCGGAGCGGGUUGAGCAGGUGAUCUGCGACUUGAUCAAGGGUGGAGCCCCUAAGCUGCAGAUUAUCACAGAUUUUGAUAUGACGUUAAGUAAAUUCGCAGUCAAUGGAAAACGCUGCCCAACUUGUCAUAAUAUUAUCGAUAACUGCAAACUUGUCACAGAGGAUUGCCGCAAAAAGUUGCUGCAGCUGAAAGAAACCUACUAUCCCAUUGAGAUAGACCCCCACCUCACUAUUGAGGAGAAGUUUCCAUUCAUGGUCGAAUGGUAUUUUAAAUCCCACACGUUAUUAGUGGAGCAGAGGCUUCAGAAGGACAAACUCCCAGAGGUGGUGAGAGAGUCCGAUGCAUCUCUCAGGGAGGGCUAUGAGCAGUUCUUUGAUCGGCUGCUGCAGCACAACGUGCCCGUGUUCAUCUUCUCGGCUGGCCUGGGCGAUGUGCUGGAGGAGAUCAUUCGCCAGGCUGGGGUCUACCACGCCAACGUCAAAGUGGUCUCCAACUUCAUGGAUUUUGAUGAGAAUGGAGUCAUCAAAGGCUUCAAAGGCGAGCUCAUCCAUGUGUACAACAAACAUGACGGGGCACUCCGGAACACUGAGUACUUCAAGCAGCUGAAGGACAACUGCAAUAUCAUUUUGAUGGGCGACUCCCUUGGUGACCUGAACAUGGCCGAUGGUGUGCCCAGUGUGGAGAACAUCCUCAAGAUUGGCUUCCUCAAUGACAAGGUGGAGGAGCGUUUGGAGAAGUACAUGGACUCUUAUGAUAUUGUCCUGGUGAAGGAUGAGUCUCUAGAAGUGCCCAAUUCCAUCCUCCAGAGGAUUCUGUGAACGGUCAGCCAUGCAUCCGGGUGGUCAAGUUUUUUUUUUUUUUUUUUUUUUUAAAUGAACCCUUAUCAGUCCGAUCUUCUGAACUCUUUGGCAUGUUUCCAUUGCUCUGGGACAUCAGCUAACACCUUGAUGAAGUCCUCUACCCCCGGCAACCCCAUCUGACCACACCCCGGCUCACCAUCCUCCAUCUUGUCAAGACCUCUGUUAUGUCCACUCUUUCUCCCACCUUUCUCCUUUGCUUUCUUUUUAAAGACAACUACAUGAACUGUUUUCUUAAAGUGCUCAACAUCCAUAAGUUGCUGGUCUGUUUGUGUCUCUCUUGUUGUCAUUACUGGACUGAGUACACAAUAGUUGAUCAACACAACACAACACAGCAGCCAAACAAAAACCAAAACAUGUCUGUCAAUCAACUUUGUUCAAUUUGCACAUUAUUAUUACUAUUGCUAUUAUCAUUGGUUUUAUUUUUAUAUUGUAAUGUUAUUAUGGGAGUAGAUAUGCAGUAUAUUAAGGGUUGUUUAAGGUGUAGGGAAAUAUCACAGACAGAUCCUGCAUGUGUUUUACCACUAGAAUCUUCUAAUAAUGCAGGAGAGGAGAAGAUGUGCAUUUAAACAACAUGUCAUUGAAUAAGAAAUGGUCAGGUGCACCGCCACAUGCUUUCUGAUCUAUGUUCUCAUGGAUGUUGACGUGUCCUGUGAUGGACAAUAUGCACUCCAGGAUAGUAUCAGAGAAUGUAUGUUACAGAUUCCCUUGAAUGUUUGACAAACAGGCAAAAUGUUGGCAUUGUUCAUUUUCAAUUCAUGCUCAAGAGAUUCAUUCUCUCUUUUUUUUGGCUUUCUUUCUUUCACCUGAUGCAUUUUAUCGGUGUAUGUCUGAUACUUAGAAUGCACACUACCUCCAAGAUGUUCACCUUUGGGGUGGAACAGUGUAACUUUGUUUUUGAUUUGCACUCAUUGUAAAGUCCCUUUUUGAAUUAAGCAUUAGUGUAUGCUGCUACCAAUUGCAUGUUGCCUUUCUUAAAUGCAUAUCAUGUGAGAAGUUUCAAUUGUCAAUAAAAAAAAUAUAUAGGAGA